AUUAAGCAGCUUUUUUCUCUGUGAAUAUUUUAAAACUGGAUUUCCCUGAACAUGACCUUUUGAGAGCUAUAUGUAUAUGUGUGAUUUGUGAUAAGGGCCACAGUUAUCUAAGAGCACAAACUCUGCAUCUAGAUAAUGGAAGACAACUGGCAGGAUCAAACCAGAUGUGCAAGCUUGAAAAAUAAAUUUAUAGAUAUGCAUAACAGUCAAUCCUCUGAUUCUGAAAGAUGCGACAGUGUAGAACUUGAUGAUAAAAUAAGGAUUCUGAUCAGGAAAAAUGAUACUCCAGAGUUUUGUAAGAAACCAGAGGACACUUCAUGUGCCUUAAAUUUUGAAAUGGAAGAACAAGUUAAAGAGCACAUGAUAAAAUGGACUAAGAAUUUUGAGAACUUAACAGAUACACUAUUGCAACAAAAAAUUAUAUCAUUAGAAAAACAGAAGAAGGAGCUUUUGUCAGUGAACAAUCAAUGGGAUCAACAUUUCAGGAAAAUGAAACAGCAUUAUGAAAAAAAAGACAAGAACACACUGAAGAAAGAAAACAGGCUUUUGAAACAGGAAACUACCCUUACAAGGACAAAGAAUAUGUUUUAUGAAUGUGAAAUAAACCGACUCAACAAGUCUCUUUUGGAUAUCUUGAAACAUCAAAAUGCAUCCUCCCAGAGUUCUCAUGUUGAGGCAUUGGAUAGGAAUUGCAACCAAGAAGGGAUGGAAAUGCAAAUUGAACUUCUCCCGGAACAGGUUCGGAUUUAUGAAGAAGACUUCAGAAAGGAAAGAUCUGAUAGAGAGAGAAUUAGUGAAGAGAAAGAACUUCUGCAAAAACUUAAUGAGCAAUCGCAGUCCCAGCUGGACAUAUUAAAAUCUCAGAUUAAACACUAUCAGACAGAAAAUGAACUUUUUCAGAAGCAAGUAAAACAACAGGCCCAAGGUUUCCAAGCACUUACAGAAAAACAUGUCUGCUUGAAGCAGUUGUUUGUUCCUUCUUGUCUUAAUUGUGGGAAUUGUGACCUACUUCAGCCAUCCUGUGAACCUCGAAUAACAUUGGGGUCAUGUGGUGCUAACAGAAAACAGCAGCAGCCCCUGUAA
Molecule: messenger RNA, 1083 nt
Organism: Notechis scutatus (mainland tiger snake)
Lineage: Eukaryota; Metazoa; Chordata; Lepidosauria; Squamata; Elapidae
Source: RefSeq, a predicted model, not a curated record